Molecule: messenger RNA, 1791 nt
Organism: Fusarium vanettenii 77-13-4
Lineage: Eukaryota; Fungi; Ascomycota; Sordariomycetes; Hypocreales; Nectriaceae
Exons: 5
Coding region: 1-1791 (596 amino acids)
Biological process (GO): carbohydrate metabolic process
Molecular function (GO): polygalacturonase activity
Source: RefSeq, a predicted model, not a curated record
AUGCACCACUCUUUUAUCUCGGCAUUGAUUGCCGUCGGUUCUGCCGUUCAAGCUGCUGCGCAGUUGAGCGGCAAGGUCGGACCUUCGACCAGCCCCGCUGACAAGGCGGCUGUUAAAACCUGCAACGUUAUGGAUUAUGGUGCUACUGCCGAUGCAAAGACCGAUAAUGGCCCUGCUAUUCAGAAGGCUUGGGAUGAUUGCAGCGCGGGGGGUGGUGAGGUGUACAUUCCCGAAGGCGACUAUGGACUUGGAACAUGGUUGAAGUUGUCCUCGAAGAAGGCCAUGUCGUUCCGUCUUGAUGGCACUCUUUACCGCAUUGGCACCGAUGGCGGCAACAUGCUCUUCUUCCAGCACAUGCAGGACUUUGAGAUGUACAGUAGCAACUCCAAGGGCGCUAUCCAGGGAUACGGCUACGAGUUUCACAAGAACGAUGAAUAUGGCCCUCGAAUCCUCCGCUUCUACGACGUCAAGGGCUUCUCGAUUCACGAUGUUGCCCUGGUUGAUUCCCCUGCGUUCCACUUCUCUCUCGAUACUUGUUCGGAUGGUGAAGUUUACAACAUGGCCAUUCACGGCGGAGCCCGAGGCGGCCUGGACGGCAUCGAUGUUUGGGGUUCCAACAUCUGGAUCCACGAUGUCGAGGUCAGCAACAAGGACGAAUGUGUCACGGUCAAGAACCCUUCAGACCAUCUCUUGAUUGAAAACAUCUUUUGCAACUGGUCGGGCGGUUGCGCCAUGGGUUCCCUGGCCACCGAUACUGAUAUCCAUGACAUCGAGUACACCAACGUCUACACACACAACUCCAACCAAAUGUACAUGUUCAAGUCCUACGGCGGCAGUGGCACGGUCUCCAACGUCGCCCUUAACAACUUCAUCGGCCACUCCAACGCCUACACUCUCGAUCUCGAUGCCACCUGGUCCUCUAUGAAGCCCGUUGAAGGAGAUGGUAUUCUGUACACCAACAUGUCCUUCUCUGGAUGGUCUGGUACCUGCGCCAAUGGCCGACAGCGUGGUCCCAUCAAGUUCAACUGCCCUCCCGACGUGCCCUGCACGGAUAUGCUUGUCGAGGACUUCAACGUGUGGACAGAGUCGGGAAGCACGGUUGAGCACGGAUGUAAGAACGCUUACGGCUCGGGAGUUUGCCUAAAGGAGGGAGAUGAAGCCGGCGCUUUCACCACUACCCAGACCGUCACUGCAGCUAGCGGCUACUCCACUCAGACCAUGGACGGUGAGCUUUCUACCGGUCUUGGUCUGUCUGUCUCGAUCGCUAUUCCAACCAUCAGAGCCUCAUACUUCCCCGGUGUGCCCGUCAUCAGCGCCCGAAUGGCUGACUCUGCCGGCGAGGCCAGGGAUGCGGUCAGCGAUGCAACUUCAGCCAAGGAGGCCGCACCCGUUGAGACCUCUGCCCCCGCGGUUGCUACAUCAUCUGCUGAGGACGUUGCGUCUAUCGAGACCCCUGCUCCUGUUGUCGAGGCAUCGUCUGCUGAAGAUUCCGCGCCCAUCAAGACCUCUGUUCCAGAAGCCGCUCCCGUUGAUGUGACUACUGCUGAGGACUCUGCCCCGGUUCAGACUGGAGGCCCCUUCUUUCCACCAUUCCAGAGCUUUGGUGGACCAAACAUGCCAGACUUUGCCCUGGCCACGACCCUUGAGACCGCUAUCAAGCCCUCCGAAACCCAGGCUCUUUCAGACACUGAGACCGAAACCAGCCUUUCUGCUACUGAAUCAAGCGUCAAAAAGCCCAACGGGUCUUCUUGUAAUGCUAAGAGACGUCGACGUAGCCAGGCCGACUACUAG